AUGAUGUGUACUUCUCAUGUCACUCCUUGCUGGGGCCUAUCAAGACGAGAUCCCGUCCUGAGGUGGGGCUCAAAUGAGGCUGUAGAGGCGUCGGGGCUUGACGGUCAUCUGGUUGCUGGGCCUCGAGCUCUUAGCUUAACCAUAUUCCAACUAUCCCAUUUACCAUGGCAACGGCUCAGUAGUCACCGCGCCUUCGAAGCAUGCCAAUAG
Messenger RNA from Protopolystoma xenopodis, 210 nucleotides. Lineage: Eukaryota; Metazoa; Platyhelminthes; Monogenea; Polystomatidea; Polystomatidae. The record is from the annotation of a GenBank genome assembly.